Piliocolobus tephrosceles (Ugandan red Colobus) is the source of this 714-nucleotide messenger RNA. Its product is annotated as arylsulfatase D. Gene Ontology annotation, molecular function: arylsulfatase activity. The record is from RefSeq and is a predicted model, not a curated record. NCBI's taxonomy places the organism in Eukaryota, Metazoa, Chordata, Mammalia, Primates, Cercopithecidae. The transcript has 3 exons. Bases 1 to 669 code for a protein of 222 amino acids.
AUGAUUCCGAGGUUCUUUGCAGCAGACAGGGCUGCUUCAAAGCGGGUCUCUGUUGAACGUUUUGCGUUUCUUUUAGGAAAAUGGCACCAGGGUGUGAAUUGUGCAUCCCGCGGGGAUCACUGCCACCACCCCCUGAACCACGGAUUUGACUAUUUCUACGGCAUGCCCUUCACGCUCACAAACGACUGUGACCCAAGCAGGCCCCCCGAAGUGGACGCCGCCCUGAGGGCGCGGCUCUGGGGUUACACCCAGUUCCUGGCGCUGGGGAUUCUCACGGUGGCUGCCGGCAAGACCUGCGGUUUCAUCUCUGUCUCCGGGAGAGCGGUCACUGGCAUGGCCUGCGUGGUCUUCCUGUUUUUCAUCUCCUGGUACUCCAGCUUCGGGUUUGUGCGACGCUGGAACUGUAUCCUGAUGAGAAACCAUGACGUCACGGAGCAACCCAUGGUUCUGGAGAAAACAGCGAGUCUUCUGCUCAAGGAAGCUGUUUCCUAUAUUGAAAGACACAAGCAUGGGCCAUUUCUCCUCUUCCUUUCUUUGCUGCAUGUGCACAUUCCCCUUGUGACCACGAGUGCAUUCCUGGGGAAAAGUCAGCAUGGCUUAUACGGUGAUAAUGUGGAGGAGAUGGACUGGCUCAUAGUGCUUUCAGUGACCAGUGGCCUCCAGGGAUAAAGCAAUCGCUCGGUGUGCAGGGCAUCCUCCGCACUGCUGAGCCAU